CUUUAACAAAGUGUGAAGCUGAACUCUGAGCUGUGACGGUCUGAGCAGUGUGAGAGUGUCAGUAGAUGAUGAGCUGCUGAAGGGCUUUGAAAGAGGACCAUGAAGAUGUUGGUGGUGUUUGUGAUCCUCCUGCACGUUUCCCAGCAUGCCUCAGCUGUGGAGCUGUAUGAGGGGGACUCCUUCAUCCUGCCCUGUCAGUUUGACACUUUUGACCUGAUCGACCCCUCAGUGGAGUGGAGUCGCUCUGACCUCAGUCCUCCAACCGUCCACCAGCUUCAAGGAGACGAGCUGAAAGAGCAGAACCAGCAUUAUAGCGGCCGAACAUCCAUGAAGACUGACGCUCUGCAGACUGGAGACCUCAGCCUGAAGCUGACCGACCUCCAACUGUCUGACAGCGCCACCUACACCUGCUCUCUUAGAGACAAUAUAGGUGAACUGAGUCAGAGUGAUGUACAGCUGCAGGUCAAAGAACGGUUUCCAUCCUGGGCCAAAGCUCUCCUGGUUCUCCUGGUUCUUCUGGUGGUUUCUGGAGGUCUUUUAUUUCAUUUCCGGCAGCACUUCAUGUCAGGUUACAAGGUGGAGGUGGAGUCAGGGGUGGAGUCUGUCCAUCUGCCCUGUAAAACUAUAGUUCACCUGCCCAAAGGCACUAAGGUGGAGUGGAAGGACGGAGACAGCAGGAAGGUCCACGUGUAUCAGAGCAGCUCUGACCAGCCUGAAGAACAGCACGACUUUUACAGAGGACGAACAAAGAUGGAGAGAAACCUGCUGAAACCUGGAGACCUCAGUCUGACCCUGAAACACCCCACAGACACACACACCUACACCUGCACCGCCUACAACAAGAGGGGAGACAUCCUGAUGGAGAAACAAGUGCAGCUGACAGUCAGAGUCUGUCAGGUGGAGGUGGAGGAGGGGGUGGAGUCUGUCCAGCUGCCCUUCAGAACCACAGGAAACCUGCCUGGAGAUGCUGAAAUGCUGUGGGAACGCACUGAACCUGAAUACAACACUGUCCACGUGUAUCAGAGCGGCUCUGACCAGCCUCACAGACAGCACCAGGAUUACAGAGACCGAACGAAGAUGAAUGAAGACCUGCUGAAAACUGGAGACCUCAGUCUGACCCUGAGACUCCCCACAGAGAGAGACAGUGGGAGAUACAGAUGUGGAGUCGUCAGCAGGAACAUCUGGAUCAGAGUGAAAACAGUGAUGCUCAAAGUCAGAGGCAGAGCUCAGGUCCAGGAUCAAACAGGGAUCAUCAGGAACAGAAGCAGCUCCAUUGAUCCGACUCCUCUGAUGGCUGAUCAAUCAGUUUGAUCUGUUUGUUCUUUGAUUAUUGAUCAGUGAUGUCAGAGUGGAGUCAGUGUGAUGUUGUUGUUGUGUGUUUGAGCCUUUUAGUGUCCGUGAAGGUCUCUGCUGCCGUAGAUCCUCUGAACUGUGACAGAGGUCUCACUCUGGAGGAAACUCUCAGCACUUUCCAGCAGCUCCUCCAUCAUGGAGGACGUUCCCUCACUGGAACAGGUGGAGGAGAGAGGAGAGGAAGCACAGGUGGAUGCUCUGAGGAAGAGGAGCGUUCUCACAUUGGUCUUCCUACAACAACACCUUGAUCACAUGAGCAGAGGGGCGUGGCCUUCAGUGGUCCUAACACGCCGUCGUAGUAAUAAAGGAACCCUCCACAUGUUCCACUUUGAAGGCUCAUCUCCAACAAAGCAGACCUGUGAUCACUUUAACUCACUAUGAUGAUUGUUGACAUUUGUCUUUGUGUCUCUGGCUUUUCUUGUGUGUCUGUGUGUCUUUGGGAUGUUGGAUAGAGUCAUGUGACCUGCCCAGGGACUACAGAUGGAAAUGAGCAGUUUAGCUCCAAUCUGGCAGCUUUCCAUCUUCUAUGUUUAUAUUGAUGUCCAUGAACAUGCACUGUCCCUGUGAGAUCAAUGCAGAUAAAAACAGCUGCUGACCUUUGACCUGAUCCAGUGUUGUUCUUCUU
Messenger RNA from Archocentrus centrarchus (flier cichlid), 1978 nucleotides. RefSeq lists its product as uncharacterized. The transcript has 6 exons. The record is from RefSeq and is a predicted model, not a curated record. The coding region runs from base 100 to 1311 and encodes 403 amino acids. Gene Ontology annotation, biological process: immune response; negative regulation of T cell proliferation; cellular response to lipopolysaccharide. Gene Ontology annotation, cellular component: external side of plasma membrane. NCBI's taxonomy places the organism in Eukaryota, Metazoa, Chordata, Actinopteri, Cichliformes, Cichlidae.